This is a messenger RNA of Paramecium pentaurelia, 300 nucleotides long. Lineage: Eukaryota; Ciliophora; Oligohymenophorea; Peniculida; Parameciidae. The record is from the annotation of a GenBank genome assembly.
AUGGGUGGGUGUGGAUCUCAAGAAAAAGAGUUAAGAGAAAAGGUAGGAUUUUCUUAAAGUGGUUAAGAUUAUGCACUAAAAAAUUUAGUAAAAUGACAAAACAAAAACCAGAAUAUUUAUAAUUUUUAUAAAAUGAAAAUAGAAGAAUAUUUUAGUUUUUAAGGUUUUAAAUAAUAUUCUACAGAGAAUCCUGUGUUAGCAUAAAAGCUCUAUAUUUUUAUCAGAAAUUAUGAUGGAUAAAAUUAUGUCGACACUCUUACAUUUCUCACAUUGAUAUUUAAAAAAUAAAACUUUAGUUGA